AUGGCGUCCUGCCCUUCGGUCAAGAACAUCCUCGUGCUGGACGCGGAGGGGAAGCGCGUGGCCGUCAAGUACUAUGCCGAUGACUGGCCCUCCGCGUCCUCCAAGCUGGCUUUCGAGAAGUCGCUCUUCGUGAAGACCCAGAAGACCAGCGCCAGAGCAGAGGCUGAUGUGGUAAUGUUCGAUGGCUACAUCAUUGUGUACAAGUUCAUCCAAGAUCUCCAUUUUUUUGUAACUGGAGGAGAUGAGGAGAAUGAGCUCAUUUUAGCGUCAGUUCUUCAGGGAUUUUCUGAUGCUGUUGGCAUUCUUCUCAGAAACAAUGUAGACAAAAGGACCGCACUUGAAAAUCUGGAUCUCAUCUUUUUGUGCCUUGACGAAGUUGUUGAUGGAGGGAUUGUUCUGGAAACAGAUGGAAAUGUGAUAGCCGAGAAGGUGUCAGGCCAUGGAUUGGAAGGAGCUGGGUCGUUCACUGAGCAGACGAUAAGCCAAGCCCUAGCGACAGCAAGAGAGCACUUCGCGAGGUCUCUUCUGAAGUAG
This is a messenger RNA of Triticum turgidum subsp. durum (durum wheat), 534 nucleotides long. Lineage: Eukaryota; Viridiplantae; Streptophyta; Magnoliopsida; Poales; Poaceae. The record is from the annotation of a GenBank genome assembly.